GAGAUUUUUCCCUAUUUCCUUGUAUUUCAGGGACAGAUAUUUGAAACCUACAAUAUGGCUGCCUUAUGGAAGCUGCCCUGUAUCUUUAUUUGUGAAAAUAACAGAUACGGCAUGGGGACCUCUGUGGAGAGAGCAGCAGCAAGCACAGACUAUUACAAACGAGGAGACUACAUCCCAGGUCUUCGAGUUGAUGGUAUGGAUGUUCUGUGUGUUCGAGAAGCCACUAAGUUUGCAGCUGAUCACUGCAGAUCUGGAAAGGGUCCAAUUUUAAUGGAGCUUCAGACUUACCGUUAUCAUGGACACAGCAUGAGCGAUCCUGGUGUAAGUUAUCGUACCAGAGAGGAAAUUCAGGAAGUAAGAAGUAAAAGUGAUCCGAUCACCCUUCUCAAGGACAGAAUGUUAAACAACAACCUGUCUAAUGUGGAGGAAUUAAAGGAAAUUGAUGUGGAAGUACGGAAAGAGAUUGAGGAAGCUGCUCAGUUUGCUACCACCGACCCUGAACCUCCACUAGAAGAAAUUGCCAAUCACAUUUAUCGCAAUGAUCCCACAUUUGAUGUCAGAGGAGCAAAUCUCUGGAUCAAAUACAAAUCCGCCAGCUAAAUCUCUUCAGUCCUCCUCUGGUCAAUGUUACCUGUUACUUUAAGGGCAUUUUAAUGGGUGCUGGGUUAUGUUUACUCCUCACUGCUGGGUUGAAGACGCACUGCAAUUCUUCAUGUCCCACCAGUAACAUCAUCCACUUUAGACUUUGUUUUAAUACAUAAGGACUUGGCAUGUGUAUGGAUAAGAAGAAAAUGCCUUAAUGUUUUCAGACCGAAAGCAGAUCUGCAUCCAUUUUAGUUCAGUGUAAUCAUUAGAGAGAACUCGUGCUUCAGGAGACCCCCUUUUCUUCCAUGGUUUUCUUUCUGAUUCUGGCUGGGCAAAGUUCUCUUAUAAUGUAAGUUAGAAGCUCUGCCUUCUUCAGAUGAAAUGUUAUAUAUUUAUAGGAUCCUGAACUUAAAGUCUUGCCAUUUAUACAUGUGCUGAAACAUUUAUUAGUCCGUUUCAUUAAAACUGACCUCAACACAAUGAUUGCUUUGUAUUUUUCUUAGCUCCUAAUAAACGUCAUCAGCAAUACUUUAAGCUCCGUCUCUGAUCUAACAAGUACUUGCGCCCAGGGAAAGCAGAGUUCUGUUCAGUAUGAUGGCUUGAAGAUCUGGAACAUGGAGCAAAGCACUGGAAGUGAAGGCAAGCCUUGUCCUUGAUUCCUCCCAUAGAUCAGGCCGUAAUCACAGGGCCCUGUUGUGGCCCUAUAGCAAUUUGUACAGAGCGUAAUAUCAAUUACAACUUUUAUUUGCACUUUG
Xenopus laevis (African clawed frog) is the source of this 1340-nucleotide messenger RNA. Its product is annotated as pyruvate dehydrogenase E1 component subunit alpha, mitochondrial-like. The coding region runs from base 55 to 600 and encodes 181 amino acids. NCBI's taxonomy places the organism in Eukaryota, Metazoa, Chordata, Amphibia, Anura, Pipidae. The transcript is spliced from 5 exons. The record is from RefSeq and is a predicted model, not a curated record.